This is a messenger RNA of Anopheles funestus (African malaria mosquito), 1790 nucleotides long. RefSeq names its product deoxynucleotidyltransferase terminal-interacting protein 1. Bases 199 to 1623 code for a protein of 474 amino acids. Gene Ontology annotation, molecular function: DNA binding; nucleosome binding. NCBI's taxonomy places the organism in Eukaryota, Metazoa, Arthropoda, Insecta, Diptera, Culicidae. The record is from RefSeq and is a predicted model, not a curated record. The transcript is spliced from 2 exons. Gene Ontology annotation, cellular component: nucleus.
AUAGCUGUAGGUGUUUUGUACGCCCCUAUAGUUAGCCUAGCCAAGUAGCACCACUUCCUUCCCAACAAAUUUUCACACAUUUUGAUUCGCUUUUCCUUCUCCCGAUUAGUCCCGUGUUUUGGUAGUGUUUAAAGUUGUUGCACUGCACGUUACAAAACUAGUCCCGUAGUAUUCGAAACGUUCCCGCCCAGCGUUAGCAUGGUAAUACAGCGCGUUUGGCGUAGUUCGGCUGCUUCUGCUUCGUCGCUCAAUGUACCAUCAACAUCAUCAUCAUCAUCAGCUGCUGCGACGGUGGCCACUUCCGCCAUUUCCUCGACGGGAACGUCCGUGGCAACAACAGUUGCAACAAGUGCCUCUGAAACUUCGUCAACAAACAGCAGCAGCACUGGUGGCGCUUCGGUAAACGCUAUCGACCCAGAAGCCAGCGUCGGGUUGCAAAUGGGCAUGAGACAGAAGCUGAAAAAUACCCUUUCCGGCGAGGCAACGUUGGAGGCAUUGAAGCAACGCUACGGUACGGGCCGUUCGUUCGUAAGCCAAACGGCGAACGAUGCGGCCAUCAAAUCGCUGGAACUUUUGCGUGCCAACAUCCAGUGUUACUUCGACAAGGAAGUGGAUACGAUUGUGAAGAAAUUCCAUCAAACGUACUUUGUGCCAGCGAUUCGAAAUAUUAAGGAAAAUCUUGGCGAGGGCGCUAUUUCCGAUGAGGCACUCAAGAGCGUGUUCUGUUCCUUGUUGGAAAACACAAAGGCCCAAUACGCAAGUCAGCUAUCCUCGCCUGCAGGCAAUUCGCUGUCCCGUGCCAACACUCCCGGCAUGGAGCUUAGUGAUUCCGAUUCCAGCACCGACAAUGCGCCGGCAACGGGAGCUGCCACAAGUUUACUGCACCAAGCGUUGAAACGAAAACUGCCCGAACCGAACCAGCCGGAUUUGUUCAAGCGGCAGUACUUUCUGCACGGUCCUAUUUUCCCGCACGCCCAGUAUCAAAGUUUAACCACAUCCCAAGCGAACAGUACCAGUUCCGGAUCGAAUAUCGGAACCGGUGCUGUAGCAUCACGAACAACGCACGUGUCCUUUCCAACCACCGUCAUCACCCCGGAAAGCCUAUUCAUACUGGACUUUAAGGCAGCCCGUGUACUAGGUAUUACGGACUUUCGCGAUCGUCUGGCCAACAAACAUCCCGAAGUGUUACGCUACUGCCCGGACACGCAGGAUCGGGAUUGGUUGCUGCAACAGAAACAGGUAACACCACUGAACAAGAAUGGUCGAUUCUUUCUGCUAGCACUGGACGAUGUUAAAAAGCUCAUCGAACGAAAUGCGUUUGAACACGCUGUAGCUGGCCGGUCUGGUGACUUGCACGGUUUUAAGGUGACGGAGAUGAUUUAUGCAAAAAUACAAAAGCUGCUAAAAGAACUUACCGAACGGCAACGGGCAACGGAUGGUUUCGAAUCCCCGAAGGUACCCGCUGUUUCAACAACCAGACCACCACGUAUCUCAUCGCUCAGUUCCUCGCAUGCGACACUGACGGCACUGCUGUCGACACCACACGCGCAGACAAGCAGUGAACCCGUAAGCAGUUCCUCUACAGUACCCAGCCUGGAGGGUGUCGAGCUAAAGCGUAGCUAAGUCUGAUUCUAGUUCCUCUGUACAUAUCAAUCGAGAAGCGCACUAUGUACAUUGUGGCGCGUGGCCACGUCGGUUUCUUUACGUCUACUUGAUCGAAUGCUGUGUUGUGUACGCUUUCGGUGUAUUUUGGUGAGUUUUUCACGACUAAAUAUAUAUAUAUAUAUAUA